This is a messenger RNA of Esox lucius (northern pike), 2675 nucleotides long. RefSeq names its product G protein-coupled receptor 186 (gene gpr3). The transcript is spliced from 2 exons. The record is from RefSeq and is a predicted model, not a curated record. Gene Ontology annotation, molecular function: G protein-coupled receptor activity. NCBI's taxonomy places the organism in Eukaryota, Metazoa, Chordata, Actinopteri, Esociformes, Esocidae. Gene Ontology annotation, biological process: G protein-coupled receptor signaling pathway. Gene Ontology annotation, cellular component: membrane. The coding region runs from base 635 to 1630 and encodes 331 amino acids.
GUACUGUAUAUAAACAGUCAAAUCAAUUAAUUAUUCAAGGACAUCGUUGCAGACAGCUGCGUUUCAGCACCUUGGACAGUUCCCCAAGGCAAAGUCAUCGCGCUCCCCCUCUCCCUCAUCCAUUCAGGCUUAUCAGGAGCUCUACUGCGUUGUGUGUACGUGUAGGUCGGCAGCAGUGUACCAGACAUUAUUUACGCGAAAAGUUGCGCGCGAGGCAAGCCGCAGUGGGAGGGGCGGGAAGCUGCCGCAUUUUUCUGAAUGAAAUUACUCUACAGGACCCCCCCAUCCCACCCCCACAACCCGUCUUUUCCCGCACCUCAUUGGCUGAACCCACCAACACUGACGUCAUUAAGAUCUUUUCCUUAGUGAAGGACCCUGCGUGUAUCAGCUACAUCUAGUCAUUCCCACCACCGGAGAAACGGAGAACGAGGAGGACGCGUUAUUCAUCUGAUAGGGAAAAACACGGCUUAUUGAAGUAUUUCCGACCACGGGCCAUCGGUAUACCAAUAUUACAAAAUACAAGGUGGAGACAGAAGACAUCUUAGCAUCUCCAGUCUCCUGCAUUCUCUGUGAACAAAGACAAUUAGGACAGUCGUGAUCACGGUCUCGUUAGAAGGCGUUGUGUGUUUGCCCCAUGAUGACCCAGAAUGUCUCUGACCUCUGGUUUGAGGAGUCUUCCGGUUCAGGAAUGUCUUCAUCCCAUUCCCUGCUGGACCAAUCAGAUCCCACAGCAGUGCCUGAGGCCUCUCCUGUCAGCCUAUGGGGAGUGUUACUGUGUGUCUCCGGAACUCUAAUUGUGUCUGAAAACACCAUCGUAGUAGCUGCCAUCUUGGCCACGCCUUCUCUUCGCGCUCCUGUCUUCCUUCUACUGGCCAGCCUGGCAUUGGCCGAUCUGCUGGCGGGUGUGGCCUUGAUCCUCCACUUCCUCUUCCUGUUCUGUUUAGAGCCUAAUGAUUGGUCGGAACUGAUGACGUCAGGGUUGCUGGCAACAUCGCUGACUGCCUCCCUCCUCAGCCUGAUGGGCGUGGCCCUGGACCGUUACCUGUCGCUAAGCCAUGCCCUCACCUACGGUUCCCGUCACUCACGCCGCUGCACGGCUGGUCUCCUGGUACUCGUCUGGCUUGGGUCGUUUCUGAUUGGCUCUGGGCCCAUGCUGGGCUGGCACUGCCUCGAUGACCUCACAUCCUGUUCAGUGGCACGACCUCUGACCCGGACGUACCUCUCACUGCUCUGCGGCGGCUUCCUGCUGGUUGUCAUGGUAACGCUGCAGCUGUACACCGGGAUCUGCCGUGUCGCCAGGCGGCAUGCGCACGCCAUCGCCACACAGAGACACUUCCUGCCCGAUGACCAAUCGUACGCCAGCAAGCACGGGAGCCGCGGGAAGGGAAUCUCUCGGCUGCUGUUGGUUCUUGGAGUGUUUGUCAGCUGCUGGAUGCCAUUCGCCCUCUACGGUUUAUUGGGCGAUGCGUCCGGCUCGCCCCUGUACACCUAUGCUACGCUAGUGCCGGCAGCGGGGAACUCCAUGCUCAACCCUCUGCUGUACAGCCUGAGGAACAGAGACAUACGGAAGGUGCUUCUGCACGCCUGCUGUCCACACAGACACUAUGCCCACAGGCCUGUCGAUGUGUAGGACACACACACACACACACGCAGCUACACAGACUGCCAUAUAGAAGAAACACAUAAGAGUAGCACGUCGUCGUCAUCUUCAUCACCUGCACUUCAGAUAAGAAGCAAUCAGAAUGUACUGUUCCAGAAGGCAGACAUUUUGGAAUCAGACAAAAUAAGCUCUGUCAUUGGCUGAGAGACCUGACGUACUGUAUCAUCUCAACACGUGCCUCAUCCUCAAAUAAUAAGCAGACCAUUCACUCUGAUGCAAUCACAAGGUAAUUCAUCUGGAUCCAAACUACAUGCUUUAAGAGCACAGGGACUGUAAUAUAAUAAGCUCUAGGAUGCUCUGGUGGGAUUACACUAUGCUGCGAUGUCUGUGAUCCAAAGGCCAAAAUGCAGAAUAACUUGAAUCCUGAACUCUUAUAAAUGUUUUGCACAAAUAUUGUAAGGCACUUUGACUAUCUCUGAAAAGGUUUCAUUUUGCACAAUGUUGUUUUUUUAUAAAAUGUACGAAUGUUGUCUUUUUCUACUUCGAAAUAAAAAGAAAUUUAUUUGGUAUACAAGUGAAAUGGUUUCUCCCUCUAUGUACUCGCAAUUCACUAAUUCACAUAUCCUUGGCCUGAUUUAACAGGCCAAGGAUAUUGGCCACUCAAUUCAGACCAAGUACUUCAAAAAUCACACAUUCAGGCCAUGUCAGUCAGUUCUGCCAGGCGAUGAGCUCCUCCACCAGGCCAUGGGCUCCUCCACCAGGCCGUGGGCCUCCCUCAUCUGUCCUCUCUAGUUCACCAGUUCCUGGGUCUCCCCCCUAUUUUGAUAUCUGGGUUUCCCUCCUCUCUCCUCCGCCAGUCACCGGGUUUCCAUCAUCUCUCCUAUCCCAGUCUCUGGGUCUUACGCUCUUCCGUGUCCAAUCCAACUCCACUUUAUUCUUUUUAUAUAUUCAGGAGAAUCUGGUAACACUGGUUUUUAGCAACAGUAAAGCAUGUGGACCAGUGGAAGAAAACUAGCCAAGAACAACCAUGCACACCCCAAGGAAUCUCAAUACUUGUGGAGAAAAUUAUUCCCAU